This is a messenger RNA of Caenorhabditis sp. 36 PRJEB53466, 1580 nucleotides long. The record is from the annotation of a GenBank genome assembly. NCBI's taxonomy places the organism in Eukaryota, Metazoa, Nematoda, Chromadorea, Rhabditida, Rhabditidae.
AUGAGUUUCAUUUUUUCCCUUCUGGUGAGUCAUUCAUCUGCUUUUCUUUCAAUUCCAACGUUUCAGGCCACAUUUCUGUUGAUUUUCUCAACUUCUUGUGCUGGAUUCGUUCUGAAUGUGAAGCUGGCCGAACUCUCCGGAAAAGCGCUCUCGGAGUACGUGAAUUCGGCACAAACACUGUUUGUUACGGAGCAUUCGGAAGAGCUUUCGGACGCUGAAAUGAGAUUCAAAGUGAUGGAUGGAAAGUUUGCGGAGCCGAAGGGCGACGAGCCCGUGAUGGACAGAGCGGAGAUACUCCCCGAGCCGCUUCCCGACUACUUCGAUGCCAGAGACAACUGGCCCGAUUGCAAGUCGAUCAAGUUGAUCAGAAACCAAGCCACGUGCGGAGCAUGCUGGGCAUUCGGAGCCGCCGAGAUCAUAUCCGAUCGCGUGUGCAUCCAAUCGAACGGAACGCAGCAGCCGAUCAUCUCCGUCGACGACAUCCUGUCAUGUUGCGGCGAUUCGUGUGGUUACGGAUGCGAAGGUGGCUACAGUAUUGAAGCGCUGAGGUGGUGGAACUCGAAGGGAGCGGUGACGGGCGGCGAUUUCAAGGGAUCCGGCUGCAAGCCGUACCCGUUCGCCCCGUGCACAAAGUCUCCGUGCGAAGAAUCACAGACUCCCGCGUGUCUUAGCACUUGUCAGACCGGCUACUCUGCCAAUUAUACGAGUGACAAACAUUUCGGUAAGGGGCCUGGUGAAGUCUAGUGAGAAAAUAUGCACCCAUUGUCAAACAGCAAAGAGAGAAUUGCAAAAAUGUAUCCAUUUACGUCUGAAAAACGCAGUCAAAGUUUGAAUGAGGUUUUUCUCGCGCGGUCGCGCGGUCGUGCGCACGCAAGGCUGGAAGAGAAAAUGCGCGGUAGGCCAGCGAAUUGUUUGUUUUUUUAAGCACUUUUUGAGUGAUAUUUCCUGCGAGAAAACCCUUAACCAAACUUUGAGUGCGUUUUUCAGACGUAAGUGCAUACAUUUUGCAAUUCUCUUCUUGCUGUUUGACAACUGGGAACAUAAUUGAUUUUUCAGAGAAUAAUUUGUUUUCACGACACUUCACCUUUGAAAAAACGCUCAUUUUUGUUGCAGGAAGUUCCGCCUACGCGAUCGAAAAGACAGUGGCCGCGAUUCAAACGGAAAUCUACCACAACGGUCCGGUGGAGGCUUCGUUCAAAGUGUACGCCGAUUUCUAUCAGUACAAGUCGGGAAUCUAUCAUUAUGUGGCGGGCAAGUACUUGGGCGGACACGCUGUGAAGAUCAUCGGCUGGGGCGUCGAGGACGAAGUCGCGUACUGGAUCAUCGCCAACUCGUGGGGCACCACGUUCGGCGAGACCGGCUUCUUCCGGAUGAAACGAGGCUCGAACGAGUGCGGAAUCGAAUCGAAUGUGGUGGCUGGAGUGGCCAAGUUGAGCACUGUGAGCGGCGAUCUGAGACCGGCAUCCGAGCAUCAUUCAUCUCAUUUUCAGCAUCCGGAAGUGGAAGACGACGACGGUGCGGCCUCCUCGUGCAGUCUGCUCGUCGGGCUCGUGGCCGUGCUCGCCUUGUAUUUGCUCUAG